Malassezia vespertilionis is the source of this 6183-nucleotide messenger RNA. RefSeq names its product Tuberous sclerosis 2-like protein (gene TSC2). Gene Ontology annotation, biological process: negative regulation of TOR signaling; regulation of small GTPase mediated signal transduction; positive regulation of GTPase activity. Gene Ontology annotation, cellular component: TSC1-TSC2 complex; nucleus; cytoplasm. The record is from RefSeq and is a predicted model, not a curated record. Bases 1 to 6183 code for a protein of 2060 amino acids. NCBI's taxonomy places the organism in Eukaryota, Fungi, Basidiomycota, Malasseziomycetes, Malasseziales, Malasseziaceae. The transcript has 4 exons. Gene Ontology annotation, molecular function: hexosyltransferase activity; GTPase activator activity.
AUGGAGAAUGGCAUUCGCGUGCUAGUCACGGUAGGCAGCACACGCUUCGAUGCAUUGGUCGAUGCAGUGACUGGAAAAAAGUGCCUGGAUGCAAUUGGCGCGUUGAAUGCAAACGCAGACUGCACUGGAACGCCGACGUUAUUUUUGCAGUACGGCCGUAGCCCACUAUCGAUCCCUGCGCACGCUACGCCAUGCACCUAUUUUGCUACCGAUGCGCUCCGAUACAGUGUGUGUGGCGUCGAGGUGGUGGCGUUCACAUAUACUCCAACGCUGCGCGCGUUUCUCGAGGACGCGUACGCAGUCGUUUCGCAUGCAGGCGCCGGCACGCUCCUCGAAGCACUGCGCGCCAAGAACAGCCCUCGCAUUCUCGUCGUGCCGAACCCCACGCUCAUGGACAACCACCAGGACGAGCUCGCAGGCGCGCUAGCACCAACCUAUGUCGCUAUUGGCCACCUUGCAGCGCUGAGCGAUGAUCUAUGCAGCUUAUCGCAGCAUCCGUUUAUGCCGUUCCCCCUCCCGCCCCCAGACGCGCUGCACAAAGUGCUGCAGCGCACGCUCCGAAUGGACCCGGACAGUGCCAAGAGCGGUCCCAGCAAAGGACCCCUCGGGGUCCCAUUUUUCAAGUCCUUCCAGUCACGCUCGGCGCCAUCGAAGGGGCAGCCGCCGGCGCUUGCCAAGGGCGACGUGCCGUCUGGCGUGCCAACGAAGCUGGACGACAUGUAUCAUAGCACAGAAUUCUUACUCGCAAACAAAGCGUCAGAAGCGGAGCAGCUUGCAAGGACACAAACCUUGGUUGAUACGCUACAUGCGAAUACAGUGGAAGGUGCAUCGAUGCUCGAUCCAUUGAUCGCCACGCCGCUUGUCUCUUCGUUGAUGAUUCUCUGCGUGCGGCUUUUGCACGAGGAGUACUCUCUCGAUGUGCGCCUUAAAGCAUGCGAUAUACUUGCCGCGACACUGCAAUUUGCAGAGGCGAGUACCGCGAGCAGCGCCGCGGCAAAAGACGCGAGCAUGUCCACAGGUGGGGAUGCAGUGCUGCCGACGCAAGUGCUCGGUACGCUUGACCGUGCAUUGCUCUUCAGAUUGGUGGUUCAGCUCCGCAAUCCAGACUACUGGGACGAUGCGUCGCUCAUUGAGCAUCCUCGUCCUGCGCUGCAUAUUUUGGCACACCAGCUCAACGCGCUCAAAGCACUCACGCGCGAAGGGCGCGACUUGCUUCCAUUUCGCGACUUGAUUGUUGUCCUCACCGAAUGGCUUUCGCGCGCGUGGGGCUGUAUGUUUAUGCUGCGCAAGAAAGUUGCCAAACUGACCAUGUCGCCUUCCGACGCGCUCUCCCAAGCGCUGCACGCGAACGAGCGGUGUGCUUAUGCGCUUCUGCAGCUCUUGACCGCGGUGACAAAAUUCAAUGCGUCACGCAUUUCGGCCAAGGCGCUCAAAGAAGCCAUAUUUUGUGUCACCUCGCUACUCUUGAACCCCGACAUGCCGACGGUCCAAGAGUCGCGCGCGAAAAAGCCCGCCGCGUCGCCAGAAGACGCGCUGGACACUGCUGGCUAUACGUACUAUGGCCUCGAGCAAAUGAGCCCCUAUUUCAACACGCCCAAGAUAGGUGCGACGAAAACAUCUACCGAUAUGGGCAAGCGCGGGAAUGCGAACGCCGCCAUUGCCGACGGCCCCAGCACCGACGAAUUUAUCGCCACAAUUCACGAUACCGAUCUGCCUGAACUUAAAGAAACCGAGGUACAUCUUAUUCUCAAGAUGCUCGACACAGCCGUAUGUUUUGCCUUUAUCCCAACGCCAUGCAUUCCCGCCGUGGUCUACACACUGAGCCGCGCCAUGGGUCUUCCUGCACUGCGUGUCGACGUCGAUUCGCUCCUCGUCACCCUCCAAUUCCGGCGCGAUGGCAUCCAAGGCGAUAUGUGGAACGUUAUGUCCAACCUUUUGCGAAGCCACUCGGCCAUUUCCGUACUGCGCACUGCCUACUUUCUUUUGCGCCCCAAAGAUACCUUGGACCCUGGCAGUGGGUACCCAACGCCCAUCGCUGACGACGGCAAAGUGCAGCCGUCGAUCUUGCUGGGUGCGAUGCUUUUGCUGCACGCCGCGCUGAUCCGCGCCGCCGAAGACCGCCUGGAAAACGGGCUGAAAGUUGUGCGUACAGCGACUAAAUUGGACGAAGGCACCGUCGCGAUGCUCUCCCUUCCUGCCGUCGCUGCAGCCGUGCAAGGCGGGCUGCAAAAAGAGCUGCCGAUCCUUGACCUGAUUAUCGUGCUCAUGCUCGACGACUACCUGCCCGAGCGCCAAGUGGAUAUGAAUGCGCGCGUAGACCCUGUCUUGGCGCCACGCGUGCGGCAAGCGCCGAUUCCCCUCUGCACGCUUUUCCGCGACAAUGACGUGGAAGCGGACUGGGACUUGAUGCUGGACCUGCACGUCCUCGCAAAGCGCCACAUGGCGCUGUGGCGCGCCUCGCUGGGUGCGAAGCCAUCUGCAAGCACCAAAGUCUCGCCCAUGGUCAUCCAUGUUUUGGUAGAGAUCUUGAGCAGCAUACCUGCGCGGCCAGAACAGCGCGACUCGCAAGAUGCGCUUCCCUUGUGGGACAAGUCGGUUGCGUCCAUGCCGCACCUUGCCUCGCUGUUUUGGCCGCUCGCGCCAUUGCUGCCCGAUAGCGUCAUGGUGGAUAUGGUACAGCAAAAUCGAAUCCACCAUGCAUACGUGCCGUCUUCGCCCAACUGGCUGGACAAUACGAAGGAAUUGGUCAACACUUUCUUCCCUUCCGUCCCACUCCAAGCCAAGGACGGAUCGCUGACAUCUGCGCCCAUGACGCGGUACGAAGUGAUUCGACUGAUCAGCACCAUGUACAACACAGUUCAGGACAUGCCGCAGUACCGCAGCGAAAUGAUCGAGCACAUUGUCGUGCCACUUGUGGAGCGUGCGUUGCCCACAGAGCAUAGCAUCGACACAGAAACCAUGCUCCGCACCAUGCUUUGUCACGCCGCGACGGUGUCUGCCACGGAUGCGCGCAUCGGGCACGGCCGUCCAUUUUCGCGCCUCCGGCAAGCGCUGGUGACCACCAUUCAAAUUGCAGAAGGCGCCGACAUCAUUUCGGAUCGAAAACUCGCGCGCGCACAGCAUUCGCGGCAGAUGAGCAUGGGCCCCAGCAGCAAGAGCGACGUGCGCGAUAUGCGGACCCGAAUCCAGCGUGCGAUUCGGUCUAUUGGCGACAUGAUUACCAUCUUUUACCAGCUGUCGUUUGUGAUGCCAAACGCCACGGCGAUGCUGGAAAUCGACAUGGAAAAUGCGCCGAAAAUGCAGGCGCGCGCACGCGAAUGUACCUUGGCGCUCUUCCGCGACUUGCUGAUGCUGCUGCAGUGCAAUGCCUCGUUUGACACGGCCAUUCCCGGCAUGGCGCUGCACGACACAUCAGAGACGGCAGAACUGCGCGCAUCAACGCUGCAUACAACGCACGUACCUGCGAGUGUGCGCAUCGUCAUCCUGCAGUGGGUCAUGCGCCUCCGUGCGGAUCGGCACCACCGCAUUUUCUUUGUGCACGACAUGGACGAAGAGAUCAUGCCGAUUGCCCAGCUGUUUGGCCGCGUCGAGGAGAUGGAGGAGGACGGCGUGCACACAUCCAAACGUACUUUGCGCAGCGAUCAGCACGAAGACAGAUCGCGAGAGCGCGGCAGAGCGCGGUCCUUGGAGCGCGACCGACCCGAGCAGUUGAACAGUGCGGCGCAGUCGCGUGAAGAGCGCGAAAUAAGUGCGAGUCGCGGCGCACCCCAAGAACCCGAGUCCAUGCUGUGGAGUGUGCCAGAGACGAUCCAAGUGCCGCUGCCGAACGAUGCAUGGCCGAGCAUUCUUUGGCAGGUGUAUGCGCACCAGCACAAUGAGAAUGAGCUGCCCGAGCACCGGCCCAGCAGCGACGAGCCGCUCGUCUUCCCCACCUCGGAGUAUCUUGGUGUCCUUAUAUCCUUAUUACAAUCGGAAUCAAACUGGGAAAUUGUCUCCUACAUUAUCACGCACCUUCCCAUCCAGCUGAGCAACAAGCACUGUUUCUGCGGCCCGAAUACCCGACAGCAAAUUACUGCGAUGCACAAUGUCCUUUGCACGCUCAUCCUCCAGCAAAAACAAUUUCCCAACCUCGUUUUUCCCGAAGGGAUCAAGCGCACCGACAUGUACGCGGCGAUUUACGCAACGCUGCAGGUUUUGAUCAGCUACCGCUUGCUUCUUUCGCGCACACAGCACGACGAGCUGGUAGAGUCUUUUAUUAUGGGGCUUACCAAGUCGCAAAACACAGCGCAGCCGUGCAUCCGCGCUCUUGUCAGCUCGUGCUACGAGCUGCAAAAGUCAUUCACGCGGCUUGUUCCGGGCAUGCUGAUGAAACUCUCGACCAUUAUGUCGUCUAUGACGAUGAGUGUGCACAUCUUGGAGCUGAUGAACGAAAUCAGCAGCUUUCCCACGCUGUACGCCAACUUUACCGAGGCCGAGUACAAGCGCCUGUUUGGCAUUGCUUUGCAGUACAUCCAGUAUCACCAGAGCGACGCUGCUAAUGCGCGUGAAGAUAUCAAAGCGAGUCCUGCCAAGUUUUCGCUCUCGCAAUACGUCAUGAUGCUUGCGUACAGCAACAUUGCUCAAUGGUUCAUGUCGCUGCGUGUCGCCGAUCGGCCCAAACACAUUGCCUACAUCACGCGAGGACUCAUGCUUGCCAGCGAAGGCAGGGAUGCGCUCCCGGAUCAAACGCUUGUCUGCCUUGAUUUCCUCGCGCGCGUGGCAUACAGCAAUGUAGAAUCCAAACCCACCCGCUCCUUGAUCCGCUUCAUGGUCACCGACGCGGAGCGGCCGUUUAUGCAAAAGAGCACGUCGAGUGCGGAAAGGACGCAAACGUGGCUCAUGGGCAAGGGAUUGGUCACGAUUUGCUCGCUCAAGCGCACGGGCUGGUUUGAAUUGCUCGUCCGACGGCCGUCUGGUGCCAUGUCACUGGUGGCCAAGCUGGAAAACGAGCCUUCUGUGACGCUGGUAGACGAAGAGCGGGCAGCGCAGAUGCUGCCGCUAACGCUGCAGCGCACUCGGGAGGUGAGCACACUUAAGCACCCGCCUCGCUUCGUCCCUUCGCCGCUAGCGUACGCUGAGUUUUACAAGGACAGGCAGAGUGAACUACGGAGAAUGUUUCCCGGGUCGCUUGCACCGCGCAAGGAGGAGCCAGAGCCCGACGCGGCGCAACGUAUGGGGACGCCCAGUAGCGGUUCUCCUUCGGUAGGCACGGGCGAGCCGUCGAGCCCUGCUCGGAAACGAGAAAGUGUGCUGCACCCUGCCUACAUUGCGCUCCAGCUCAGCGCAUACCCUGACAUGGUCGUCGACAAAGCGCCGCUUUUGCUUCCGUCAGAUGCGUCGACCGACCGCUUGCUUCGUGCGAUUGACUUGACGCCCGUCUACGAUUUCCAUAAGAUUGGCGUCUUGUACGUUGGGUACGGCCAGGCGACCGAGGCAGAGAUCCUUAGCAACACGCAUGGAUCCUCGGCGUACAUGAAAUUCUUGUCGGGUCUUGGCGAUUUGAUUCCCUUACAAGGACAAGAAGAUGUGUACACCGGCGGACUGGACCGCAAAUCGGACGAGCAUGGCAAGUAUGCGUACGCAUGGAAAGACAGCAUUAAACAAAUUGUGUUCCACACGGCGAGUCUCAUGCCGAACCGGCCGAACGAUCCCAAUUGCUCCGCUAAAAAGGCGCUCAUUGGCAACGAUUGGGUGCACAUUGUUUUUAACGAGUCAAACAUGCCCUAUCGCUUUGGCACCAUCCCCAGCCAGUUCAACUUUGUCAAUAUCGUGAUUUCCCCACACACAACUCUGCGUAAUGGAAUUGAUGCGUAUGAGGUAAACGACGACAUGUUUUUCCGUGUGCAUCUCCAGCGGCGCUCAGGCUUGCCCGACUUUUCCGCCGUCGGCGAAGGCAAGUUGGUAUCGUUUGCGGCGCUGCCCAAAUUUGUGCGCAACCUUGCGAUGCUUUGCGACCGGAUGAGCCAGAUUUACUUGGACACGGGCGAAUCUAUGGUGCCGUAUACAAGCAAUUGGGUCACACGGUUGCAUCACGUCGAGCGAUUCCGGGUACAAUUGGAAAAGAAGCGCGCAGAGCAAGCGCAGGGUGUAGAGCCAGACAGCGCUGAGGCGCGCGACUUUACACGAAUGUUUGAUAUACAAUAA